AUUUUCAUUAGAAUUCAAAUACUAUAAUUUUUAACGAUUUACUUACUCUUCCAAAUGAAAUUAAUCAAUGCAUUUUUUUUACUAUCACUCAUUGCUAUAUUAUGUCCUUGUAGUGAGUGUGACGAACUGACCGAUUUUCAUCGAAUUGUCGUUAUUGGCGAUAUCCAUGGCGACUCAGAUAAUUUUCGAAAAAUUUUACGAACUUCCAGCUUAAUUCACGAAGAAAUUAAUGAAAAGGGUGAAACUAACGUUAUUUGGAGCCCUCUAAAAGACAUUGAAGGUUUUCCUAUACGUACUUCACUAAUUCAGAUCGGUGAUUUGAUUGAUCGUGGCGAAAAUGAUAUGCAAUGCUUAAAUAUGGCAUUUUCACUUUACGAACAAGCAAGUGCAAGUGCAAAUGAUGAUAAAGUUGUUUUAAUAAUUGGAAAUCAUGAGUUACUUAACCUUGAAGGACUUUAUUAUAUGGUAAACACUAAUAAUUUCGGAGGCUUUUUUACUAAAAUAUUGAGGGACUAUGCCUUUAAGCCUAAUGGACCCUAUGGAAAAAAUAUUAUAAAAAAUUUUAAAGCACUUCAUGUUGAAGAAGACAGUAUUUUUGUACACGGUGGUUUUUCAUCAACAAGUCAACAUGAUCCACUCAGCGAAAAUGAGCUAAAUAGCUUGGUUCAAAAAUCCCUUCUUGAAAGAAAUUAUGAUAUACCCAUUUUUGGAGAUAAAGGACCUUUUUGGGAUCGAACAAUGAUUUACGACGCGAUGAAUGGUAAUUGCGACACUGUUGAUCUUGUUUUAAAAAAUUAUAAUGUCAAAAGAAUCAUUGUUGGACACACAAUUCAGGCAAGUGGAAGUAUUGGAGUUUUAUGUGGAGGCAAGCUUCUUGCUGUUGAUGUAGGGAUCAGCAGUUGGAUACUCAAUAAUCCCGUAGCUCUUGAAAUUUUUAUUUUACGAUACAAGGGUAACAAUGGAAACUAUGUCAUAACUGAGUUAUGGGAAGUCACUGAAAACUUUCAGAGAAAGCUUGACAUCAUCGAACAAAAUUAA
Messenger RNA from Phytomonas sp. Hart1, 1038 nucleotides. Lineage: Eukaryota; Euglenozoa; Kinetoplastea; Trypanosomatida; Trypanosomatidae. The record is from the annotation of a GenBank genome assembly.